Messenger RNA from Eucalyptus grandis, 719 nucleotides. RefSeq lists its product as uncharacterized. Bases 81 to 569 code for a protein of 162 amino acids. Lineage: Eukaryota; Viridiplantae; Streptophyta; Magnoliopsida; Myrtales; Myrtaceae. The transcript has a single exon. The record is from RefSeq and is a predicted model, not a curated record.
UCUCUACAGGGCUCUACAUCAAAACCAAUCCCUAAACCAUUCCGCUUCCUUCCCAAUCCUCAAUCCUCAACAGCCGCAAGAUGUCGCUCCAGCUACUCCAGCCGGCUCCGCCACCACCGCCGCAGACUGUCACGGUGUUCCCCGACACCUUCACAAGGCCACAGCCGUCGUCGUCGUCCCAACAACACUCUCACUCAAGCGGGUCCUUUGGGACAGUGUUCAUGGUCCUUGCCAUUGUCCUUGCUGUGUCUGCUAUCGCCUGCUGCUUCGGCCGGUUCUGCAACCGGCGGUCCCGCACUGAUGACCCGUCAGCAAAACAAACCCGCCGGCCUCAUCCGAGAGAGAACGACAUUGAGUUUGGCUUCGACGGAAGGACUCGAACUGGAGCUAACCCGAUAGUCGGCAACAAUGGAAGGAUCGACGGAAGGACUCGAACCGUAGCUAACCCGACAGCCGGCAACAACAAGGGUGGAUCCCAAGCGAUCCAUGAUAAUGAUAAGGGAGGUUUAGGUGGAGGCUUUCAUUUCCAGAAGAGGGCUGUAAUCGAUGAGCCAGAGCCUGGUGCAUGAUGAGGUGCAUGCAGCAGUCUUCGUAAAAUCCUCUACACCAUGAAGAUGUAUGUCGAUUAUCGUUGCAUUUUAUCUCGGACACUCGUAUCUAUUUCCUUGUUUACCAAGCAUAAAAGAGAAUAAAUCUCUACUCUUAACAUUUUCCAUUAA